AUGAAUGGCACGAAAACAGCAGAAAUACGUAACUUCAACUGCAGGGCAGUUCAGCCGAAAGGACAUUUCUACGUCCUUCGUGUGAACAAGGGGCAGCGCAACAUGAAGGGGCAGCCAGUUCUGGAUGUUGUGUGCAAAGGGAUGUUUCUUGGGAACCACUUUAUCCCCCACAACGCCUUCGACAGCUUUUUCGAAGAUCAUCAAGUCUCUCCUGAAGCGUACGCUGCCAUGCGACGUGGUUGGGCUUCUGACAAAGGAGGGGUAGUGGCUUGGAAGAUGGAGCUUGUGGAAAUCUACAACCCGCCCAAGUACCUGCCCCACCGUGGUCAGGACUCGGGCACUUGCAAGGCGAUGCAUGGUUUGACCGUUUGCCGUUGGCACUUCUUGUUGACCUGUCAGCUACAGCCUAUUGAGACCUGGUAUCGCUUUGAUUGGGACGAUGUGUGGGAGGCCAGGGACGACAUACCUCUGGUGAAGAAGCGGAAGGCCGCGGACAUGGAGGACAAUGCCGGCGGCAAAGCAAAGAGUGGUGAACCUUUGUGGACACUGACCGUGACCCCGCCUGGAGACGAACCCGUCAUUGACAAGACCGAGCAGUGCUUCAUUGAAAGAUUCUUGACGCCAAAAGCCCAUGGCCAGCGCACGGCUGACCCGCGCAAGGCCAAUGAAGUCCAGCAACGCGACAGCUCCGAUCUCUUGAUACCGAGCCCGCGUCGUUUGCUGAAAAGUCCUAUGGCGGCUAUGGCGCCUGUGGGGAGCCCUUCUCGCAACGCUGCGCUUGGGACGUCGGUUGACCAUGUGGCAGGGUCUGUGUCCUCGCCGUUGCCGGCCACAGCAAGCAACAAAAACCGGGUGAAACGCCUGGAUCAAGUGUUUGAUUACUUCGACUCAUUUCUGAACGAGAUUCUUUUGACAGACGAAGACAAUGAAGUUGUAGCGGCAGAUCCCUGCCGGAGAACGUUGCAAGAACUUGCCGCGCACCUGUCGCAGUCUACGCACAGCUCAGCUUUUUCAGGAGUGGCUGCGCCCGAGACUGCCCUUCUUGGCUUGCGCAAGGCGGUGCAGGAUCGUCUUCCAAAUGUGAAGGUUCCUCGCCCGCAGUUGCUGUCUUUCAUCGAAUGGAACACAGAAUGCCAACGUGAAUUGUUGAACUUUGUCAACAGCCUCCCCGAUCCCGGCUGCUGCGUCUACAGGGACAUAGCAGAGUUCUUUAAACCAGAGCUGUCAGAAGUCAUCCAAGAGCUCUACAACAAGCCUCACAUGGCCUGCGAAGUUCUGUUGCCAUUGAUCGGUGCCCGGCAGGCCAUGAGACGUAAGGGAUUCUGCGUACGCCACCAAAAGCAUUGCUUCCUGAGAUCGGCCAGAUGUCACACCGCAGGUUCAUCCUGCACAGCUCACAGUCGCCAAGGCCUUCAAUUGGGAUUAGCCGAUCGCAACGUAAUCCAUCUGCUGGCCUGGCUAGGAUUCUGGAGUGUUCAUAGACCAGGUUUUUCCAGGUUUUUUUUGUGA
Symbiodinium pilosum is the source of this 1509-nucleotide messenger RNA. NCBI's taxonomy places the organism in Eukaryota, Dinophyceae, Suessiales, Symbiodiniaceae. The record is from the annotation of a GenBank genome assembly.